AUGGCGGUGCGAAAGAUCGACAAGGAGAAACCAGCCCCACUCAAGACAACAUCAAGAAGGAACUCCGAAUCACCUGUCGCAGCCGUAGGAACAGUACAAGACGGUUUCUCUGUGGUCAUUCCGUCUAAGAGCGGUGAUUCUCCCGACGGUAGUGUCGCGUCUCCUGACUCGGUCGAUUCCUGCGUGGGCAAAGAUGGCUCGUCUUCUCCUGAGCACUCCAUUAGCGACGACGGCUCGGUCUCCCCCGUGGUUCCCCCUGGUGAAUCCCGUUCCUCAUCAGUGGAGUCUACCUUUUACGACUAUUGUUCGGCUUCCCCCGCACGCUCGGUCGACAAGGAACAUUCACCAUCAGGGGAGUCAUCCAUCAGCCAAGAUCACUCACCGUCCCCCGCUCUCUCCCAAAACGACGACCGUUCCCUAUCGCCGGAGAACCAGGAAGCCGCCAGUGAGAACGAUUAUGACGGUCACUCAAUCGACAGCAUCACCCAAGACAACGAUUCCGACGAGGAAGAACACCCGGACCCCAAAGUUUGCACAGUCGCGCAACUCCCCGACUUCGCCACGGACCACGGUGCCCGCUUCCACAGAAAGGAUCGCAGGGCAGAGAUGGUCCAGAUUGUGACUCAGUGGAUGGCGGAUCACCCACGUGAAGGAAGCUAG
Tricharina praecox is the source of this 660-nucleotide messenger RNA. RefSeq lists its product as uncharacterized. The coding region runs from base 1 to 660 and encodes 219 amino acids. The transcript has 3 exons. NCBI's taxonomy places the organism in Eukaryota, Fungi, Ascomycota, Pezizomycetes, Pezizales, Pyronemataceae. The record is from RefSeq and is a predicted model, not a curated record.